Spirometra erinaceieuropaei is the source of this 3423-nucleotide messenger RNA. The record is from the annotation of a GenBank genome assembly. NCBI's taxonomy places the organism in Eukaryota, Metazoa, Platyhelminthes, Cestoda, Diphyllobothriidea, Diphyllobothriidae.
AUGUCUGACGAUGAGAGUGCCGAUUCUGAGGACGACUUCGGUCAUGUUGGUGUAGACGUUCGACAUGGUCACCGGAUGUGUGACGUUUUUGACUGUGCCCGCACCGGAACCUCUCUGGUGGACCGCUUCACUGGAGCCCUAAAAGACAUCCUCUUCAUCAUGAAGUUUUCUUCUCCGGUGGUCGCGGACUUCUUCGGCGAUGUCACAGAGUGCAUGAUCAAACGUAAAAUACGUCAGUUCCUCAAACUCCUUACUGCCUAUUGGUGCGGCAUUCUGAUAAAGUCUCUGCGCUAUCCGGAGCCCUCUGUGACCAAUCUGCAGUUUUCGGCCACAAUUCUGCUAGCUGUCAUAGUCCUCUAUAUGUGCACCUUUCGAGACCUCAGUCGCACUGAGUACAUGCUAAUUUCCGUAACCUCCACGAUACUCAGCCUAGUAUACACAGUCUACGAGUCUUGCAGAAGUAGAUCCGCGAUGGAUGGUGCCUUUGCUUACCCCUUUUCACUGGUGAUAAUGCUCCUAGUUUUUCUACCCAUCCAUGUUCGCAUAACCAUACCCCUGAUCCUCCUCUUUUGCACCCUCUUCGUCACAACCUCUUCGAGGAAGAUGACAUUUGCUCAACUGAAGCGUGACAUCUAUGCAAACACUCUUUAUCCCUUGAAGUCCCAACUGGACGCAUACAGAUUCAGUAUCAUCCGCCGCGGCAUGGUUAUAUGGGCCAAUGAUCAGGCGAAUUACCUGAUGGCGCAAAUAAUUUGCUGGAUACUUGUCAUAUUCAUCGGUUGUUACUUGCGUUUCUGGAACGAACUUCGACGUAGGUCGGCCUUCUCGAUCAUUGGAAAGAGCGUGAAGGCGAGGAAACGAUGCCAGCGAGCCCUGAAGAACCAGAGUGACUGGAUCACCGCGAUCAUGCCCAUUCAGGUACGCGACGCCUACAUGCAGAUGCGACUGCAAAACAUUGGAUCGGGAAAGAUCUGGGUUUAUUCUACAGCUUUUCCCGAGGUCAGCAUCCUUUUUGCUGAUAUUGUUGGUUUCACGAAGAUGAGUUCCAGCAAGACGGCUACAAAAAUCGUCAUGCUACUUAAUGACCUCUACAACCGCUUUGAUGACUUGUCUAACAAAGUCAACUGUGAGAAGAUUGGCACUCUCGGGGACUGUUACUAUGCGGUUGCCGGCUGUCCUGUGGAGCGUAGUGAUCACGCUGCUUGCUGUGUGGAACUGGGCCUUGGAAUGUGCCGCAUAAUCAAAGUCUUCAACCAGGACAAUGGAGAGGAGGUGAAUAUGCGAGUUGGUAUUCAUACGGGACGUGUUAACGCGGCUAUUAUCGGUAACAACCGUUUUCGCUAUGAUGUCUACUCCUCCGACGUCAUCAUUGCCAACCAGAUGGAGACGUAUGGCCUGCCCGGAAGAGUACACAUCUCGAGACCCACCUACAAGUUAGUGAAAUCAAUCUACCGCUUUGCUAGGGGUGAACCCCUGACCAUUCAAAAAGAAGAGAAUUUUGGACUGGCUGGUCUAGAAAAGAAGGAUGUAAAAUUAAAGACGUAUUUUGUGGACCCCCUUUCCUCCACGGUGCGACGUCGCAACGAAAACUAUGGAAAAGAUCAGGGUGCAACACGUAUCCUAACUAUAAAUGCUGGCGGUGGUGCCGAAGAAAAUGCCACAUCCGACAGUAUGUUGAAAACCCCCCAGAGUGACCUUGACACCAUAGAUAUGCUCUCGACUUCCUCUAGUUUUGGACGUCCUUCGAAGUUUUCCAGCAAGGCGGCUCGUGAGUCCUCCCUCUUCUUCGGCUCAGGUAUUCAACAGAAGAUUAGGGCAGAGAAGUGGCGUAAAACAAACAAACGCGACAUUCGACUGAUUGAGGACCUACAGGAUGAUCCACAGGAGCAGGUCGGUCUCUUCCGCUCAAUGCCCCUGAAACCACUGCUGCAUCAGUUCAAGGACGACCAGGUGGAGAGCGACUUUAGGGAGUACAUGGAGGGCUUUGUGCCCAUUGUGACGGUCGAGUCGCCGAAACUCUCUUCCAUCUUGGAUGCCGCGGUCAUCAGUUUCAUCAAUUUCGUCCUGACCUUUCCAAACCUUAUGAUUUCUGCUACCGCGGUGGACGGAGAUCUGCCUACGCAGAUCUUGAUAACGGUACUCGUCCUUGCGACAACUGGGCUGCUUAGCAUUCUUCUCAUCUGGGGCUCAAUGCUUCACUCCUCUUCAGAGCACAGCGGCUUGAAGGCGCGUCUGUACCUAUUCCUCUCCAAGUGCCUUGUGCGAGAAGUUUUGCUGGCCGCUCUAACAACAGCACCGGUCUGCAUUCGCCUACUCCUCACAGACAUUAAAGCCAUCAAAAAGACCCGAGAGUCCUCCCAGCGGGUCAUCCACUUCGAGCUCUCGAUGCUUGGCAUCCUGGUGCACUCAAUGGCUACUGCCUCCUUCUCGUGGACCCGCGGACUCUGUAUUGCAGUGUCCGGCCUCCUGAUGUGGCUGGAACUGAGGACUUUUCAGGGGGAUUUCGAUCACACCAACUGUGAAUCUCUGCUAUGGUAUCAUAAUCUGGACACCCCAGUGGAGGGCUUCCACGAACGUAUUGCCUCAAUGGUCACCAUGAUGGCGGUGACCUACUUCAUAACUGUGGAGAGUGAGUGGAGCCUGCGGCUGUGGUACUUUGUCUCCCGUGAGGCCGCCAUCUCCGUCAAUCAGGCCAUAGCGGAGAACGAGUCGGCCCAACAGCUGCUGGACAAUGUCAUUCCCAGGUACAUAUUUGAGCAGCUGGCUCGCCGAGGCCAUACUCACCUCAAGGCGGGCACCUUCUGCUUCGCCACCUCCAUACCCGGAGCAGCAGUCUCCUUCGCCUGUCUCACCAACUUCUUCUCCGCCUACUACAGAGAGGACUACAAGGGCGGUGAGGGCUCCUUGAGGCUCCUGAAUACUAUUAUAUGCAGCUUUGAUGCGCUGAUGUCGCAGCCAGAAUUCGCAACGGUGGAGAAGAUAAAGACCAUCAACGACUGCUAUAUGAUAGCCUCCGGAUUAAAUAUGCUGCAGCGUGAGACGGAUCCCAGCGGGAGAAAACAUGUGCUGGAAUUGAUGGAGUACUGCUUCGGACUCUACCGCACUCUGGAUGACAUCAAUGACAAGUACAUCAUCGGGACGGAUAAGUUCCUCAUGAAGGUGGGCUACUACGUGGGCGACGUGACAGCUGGCAUCAUCGGUUCAAGAAAACCCAUCUAUGAUAUUUGGGGCAACACAGUGAAUGUGGCCAGUCGGAUGUACUCCACUGGCUACAAGGGCAAAAUCCAGGUACCUGAGGAGGUGAAGCUGAUGUUGGAGGACAGCUACGACUUUGAGUAUCGUGGAACCGUUUUCGUCAAAGGGAAGGGAGACAUGCAGACGUACUUUUGUCACCAAAAGGCGAAUGGGCCUGGAACCAGCUGA